Lactuca virosa is the source of this 2540-nucleotide messenger RNA. The record is from the annotation of a GenBank genome assembly. Lineage: Eukaryota; Viridiplantae; Streptophyta; Magnoliopsida; Asterales; Asteraceae.
AUCUUACAUAGGUGCGCGUAUCUCCGGACGUGAAAAUAUCUGUAGACUCUAAAAUCUAGAAAAGAAAAAAAAAACCUACAAGGACGAAGAGAUUAAAUCUCAUCCGUUGGUUAAGAAUACCGUCUACUCUCAAUCACUUGUUAUUCUCUCAUCCAGGUUGACCCAUCAUCGCCUCCGCCACAAACCCUCCUCAAUCACCCCUCUCUCGUUUGUUUCUGAGAGAGACACAAGGGGAAUAUAUACAUAAAAACCUUACUAUCCCAGCUUCAGAGACACACACAUACAUACAUAUAUAUAAACAUUAAUCUAUGGAUUCAGAUCAGGGGAAGCUGUUCAUCGGUGGGAUUUCAUGGGAAACUUCGGAGGAGAAGCUGAAAGAGUAUUUCGGUAAUUAUGGAGAGAUUCUACAGACGGUCGUAAUGAGAGACAAGAUCUCCGGCAGGCCACGCGGUUUUGGUUUCGUCGUCUUUUCAGAUCCUUCCGUACUCGACACUGUUCUUCAAGAAAAACACACCAUUGAUGGCCGAACGGUGGAGGCUAAGAGGGCCUUAUCAAGAGAGGAACAACAGGUGUCAAAAGCUGGAAACCCGAGUGGUGGUAGAAGUUUUGGUGGUGGUGGUGGGGGUGGGGGAGGUACAAGGACAAAGAAAAUAUUUGUGGGGGGUUUGCCACCCACUUUGAGUGAAGAAGGAUUUCGUCAGUAUUUUGAAGUGUAUGGACAGGUAACUGAUGUAGUAGUAAUGUAUGAUCAGCAGACUAACAGGCCUCGUGGCUUUGGAUUUAUUUCAUUCGAUUCUGAGGAUGCUGUUGAUAGGGUUUUGCACAAGACUUUCCAUGAUUUGAAUGGUAAGCAAGUAGAAGUUAAAAGGGCUCUUCCUAAGGACGCUAACCCUGGUGGUGGUGGUGCUGGUGGUGGGCGGUCCAUGGGCAGUGGUGGUGGUGGUGGUGGUUAUGGUGGAAGUUCAGGUUCUUAUGAGAGUAGAAUGGAUUCUAACAGGUACAUGCAAUCUCAAAGUGGCGGCGGUGGUGGUGGUGGUGGUGGUGGUGGAGGGUUUCCACCAUAUGGGACACCUGGAUAUGGAUAUGGCCCUAGUAAUGGAAUGGGUUACAAUGGGUAUGGCAGCUAUGGUGGUGGGACCCCAGGGUAUGGUGGUGCACCAUAUGGAAACCCAAAUGUUGCAGGUGCAGGGUAUGGAAGCGCUCCAUCUGGUGCAGCAAGGAGUUCAUGGAAUGCUCAGCCUUCCUCCGGAUAUGGUGGUGCCGGAGCUUACGGGGCUGCCCCAUGGGGUGGUUCUGUUGCUGGAGGUGGUGGUUCACAGGCGGCACCACCACCUACCGGUCAAUCUCCGAGUGGAGGUGCUGGGUAUGGGAGUCAAGGGUAUGGUUAUGGUGGUGGAUACGGUGGUGGUAACGACGGGUCUUAUGGGAAUCCUGCUGGAUAUGGUGCUGUUGGCGGCCGUAUCGGUGGUGCUCCGGCUGCCAAUUCUGGUGGUGCUGGCGGAGAAAUUCAGGCCUCUGGCGGUGGUGGUGGUGGCUACAUGGGGGGAAGUGGUGGUUAUGGGGAUGCUAAUGGAUAUGGGAAUUCAGGGUGGAGGGGUGAUCCUUCACAAGCUUCCGCCGGGAACUAUGGUGUUCAGGGGAAUGGCGGGCAAGGUGGUGGUGGGUAUGGUGGUUAUGGCGGUGGUCCGGUGAGGCAGGGUUAGCAAGAGUGAUUUUUGAUCGUACAAUUAAUAUGUUGUUGCGGAUAGGAUGACUGGUUGGGUUGGGUUGGCUUGCUUGAUUGAUUCUCGGUAGCUUGAAGUAAUCUAUUAUCUGUUUUGGUUGGUUUUUUCUUUCUUUUAAAUAAGCAGUAUUUUUGAGGAGUAGAGUUGAGUUGGUUAAUCAUCAUUUGCUUCUUCUUUUUCUUGUGUUUGGCUUGGUUAUAUACUUUAUAUUAUAGUGUGUAUUAGAUUUUGUUAUGGUGUUCUACUUCUAAGAUAUAAUUUUCAUAUAUUAACUGAUAUGAUUCUCUCUAUCUGUUCAGUUGUGAUGUGGCAAUUCCCGAGGCAUCUAGCAAUGUAAUUAUUAUUAUAUGUAAUAAAUAGCAAUGGAGUAUAAAUAAUAGUGUUAGAAGUUAAGAGAGGAGUAAUGCUGUAGUUGAGAGGAGAGAUGCAUUGCUGAUGGAGCUUGAAACUACUGUUAUGCUGAAGGUCUGUCAUUACUCAUUACAUGGAUGCAGUUGUUUUCUUCAUUGGCUUUAUGGACAGAUGGAGGAGCUUGACUUGACUGUGUUGUGGUAUGUCAUAUGUCAAUUUUAAGUGGCUAUCUAUCCAUUCCCAUUUGUAAAUGGAAAUUCUGCCAAUUUGACAUACAAGUCGAGACUCAUCUAGUAUAGUAACCAUUAGGCUGUGUGUUUGGUUUGGUAUGAUGGAAUUGGAAAAGAAACCAUGUUUGUUUUGCCUGACAUAAUCAAAUGGUCUGGAAGGAGCUCGAUCUUACUCAUUUUUUAGCUUGUGGAGCUGUUUUUUUUACUUCUUCCAUUCCAUUUUGUGGUAUGCUCA